AUGGCAAAACAUUUCCGACGGCCAAUCAGAACCAAGUCUACCAAACGGCCGUCUUUGCUGCUUGUGCCCAAGGUCAAAUCACUGACCUGGCCUAGGCUGUCUAGGGUAGGGCAGUUCCCGCCGGAAGUUAUUCGAAGUCAUACUGUCCCUGGGGCCCCGGAUUGGUACAAUGCAUGGCUUUCAGCUCGGUUUCGAACGCUGCCCACGGUACUGUUCGAUGUUUUCCAAACAAAUCGGGAACAUUGUGACGAAGCCGUCCGCUGGGAUCGUUUUCUCUCGGCUUACGAUGCAAUAUCAAAGUGCAUCACUUCCACAAAGUCAAUGACCGUGGACGGAAUUAUAGGCCAGCUGCAGGAUAACGGUGUUCUAAAAGCAGAAAUGACCAGUGAGCACCUUGGAUAUUCUAGAUAUUUGGUUUUUAACGUGUUGGGGUGGCAAACUAUGCUGUUUAAACCUGUGGUCCUGGACAACAUCCCCAGUCCGUUGCUGCAACUUGCAAUUGACGAAGGAGAGGGUUGCUGUCCUUAUACACAUAUGUAUUUGCUUCAGGACACUCAUGCCUGUGCGCAAAGCUCACUAAGUGAAUUGCUGAUGGGGUUCGGCAUCCUCCUUCCCUCUAAAAAUGCCUGCCUAGACGACAACGAAGAUGUCCAGCGAGAAUUCCACCAACGCCUUGAGUUGAACACUAGGACAUUCAAUGUCUAUAGUCUGAUCUCGAUAGCCGGGAUUAGAAUUAGGUGGGUAGAUUCACUAUCUUGUCACUUGGAAUUCAAUUCGGUCACCAACGAGCUUUCGAUCUUUCAAUUCCCUUCGUUCUGCCAGCAAACCUUACUGGCGUUCCAACGUGGGACCCGAGGAGCCCUCCAUGCCUGCGCAACAACAAGCAGGCUGCGAUGCCAAUGGGCGACGGAAGACGAUAUCAAUCACUUCCUUCUGGAGACCUUGCUUUCCUACCGGCUGUUAUUCGGACAGUCACCCAAGUCCCGACGUAUUUUUCGUUCCCUAGAUCCGUUCCUACUGGCGUCGAAAGAAAGCUGCGAUCCACUGCUUUCUAAACUAUGCCUCGUACAACGAUAUAAUGAUCCACAUCUGGCUGAAAGAGAAAUAUACCACUUGCCGCGGGACUUUCCAGUCCUACGGUAUCGUAUCAUCGUCCUGCAGAGAUACCUGACGACGAAAACCCCUCGCACGCUGAUGCAACUCUGGCGCGAUAAAAGAGACUCCGCGAAUUGGUUAACGUUCUGGGCUGUGAUCGUUUUCGGGGCCUUUGGAUCCCUUAUGGCACUAUUACAGGUUAUCCUGCAGCUGGUGCAGCUGCUCCAAUGA
Messenger RNA from Aspergillus ochraceoroseus IBT 24754, 1326 nucleotides. RefSeq lists its product as uncharacterized. The transcript has a single exon. Bases 1 to 1326 code for a protein of 441 amino acids. The record is from RefSeq and is a predicted model, not a curated record. Lineage: Eukaryota; Fungi; Ascomycota; Eurotiomycetes; Eurotiales; Aspergillaceae.